UUAUCUUCAAAACAUAACCAAAAAACAUUAAUAAAAUUAUUAAAAACAAAGAAAUUUAAUGGUUGGGAAAGUGGAACCUGAAAAGAAACAACAUCAGAAAACACACAAUGUUUUUAACAAGGAAAAAUAUGAGUAAAUUAUUGACACAAACUUUCAAGACGAUGCAACAUGCGAAAAUACGAACGCUAACUACAACUUCUACUUCUAAUGAAGAUUCUGUUAAUUAUUGUGCAAAUAUAGUAAAAUAGAUCGCAUGAUUAUGAAAAUUUUCUGGCGACACUACUAAUGACAAAAGCUCUUCGGUCACCGGCGCUAGUGGUCAGAGCAUUCAAUGUAGAAGUUGCCAGGGUGCAAGACCAAACUACAGAUCCACAAAUUGCAAUGAUGCGGAUGCAAUUUUGGCAAGACACUUUGAAGGACAUUUAUAAGAAGGAUCAAAGUCUUAGUCAGGUUCCAGCUAACCCUGUUGCUCAAGAGUUAUUUAAGGUCUGUAGUGUCUACAAGAUACCAAAGAGAAAUUUGCAAAAACUCAUUGACUCCAGACAGAGGUUAAUGAAAGCAAAAUAUUUUGGCAGCCUGGCUGAUUUAGAGAAAUACACUGAUGACAGUGUAUCGGCGAUAUACUAUACAAUACUCUGGCUGGCGGGCAUUCAGAACUUGCAUGCUGAUCAUGCGGCAUCCCAUCUAGGUAAAGCCCAAGGACUCACCAAUAUGCUAAGGUCUAUACCUAUGUCUAGUUAUUCUAAAAUGGUAUAUGUACCCAUGGAUUUGUUAAUGAAGCAUAAUGUAUCUCAAGAAGAUGUGCUGAGAUGUCGGGAUAGUGAGAACAUGAGAAAUUGCACACAUGAAGUUGCAAUCUCAGCAAAUAAUCAUCUUAAAAAGGCAAGAAAAAUAGAUGUGCCGAAAUUAGCUAAUCAAAUAUUUCUUCCAGCUGCAGCAAUAAACAAUUAUCUAAAUAAGCUCCAGAAGUGCAAUUUUAAUGUGUUUGACAGUUCACUAGUUCACAGAAGUGCUACUUUACCACUCGUUUACUAUUUUAUGAGACUCUUAAACAAGUAUUGACUGUAUUAUAUGUAAUAGUAUCAUAGUAGUGUUAAAUUAUUAAUAAAGUGACUGUUAUAGAAAAUCCU
Molecule: messenger RNA, 1130 nt
Organism: Cydia amplana
Lineage: Eukaryota; Metazoa; Arthropoda; Insecta; Lepidoptera; Tortricidae
Gene: sicily
Product: NADH dehydrogenase (ubiquinone) complex I, assembly factor 6
Exons: 5
Coding region: 286-1062 (258 amino acids)
Biological process (GO): biosynthetic process; mitochondrial respiratory chain complex I assembly
Cellular component (GO): mitochondrion
Source: RefSeq, a predicted model, not a curated record